AUGUCCAUGUCAAUGGGUGACAUGCCUGCGGGCUCAAUGUCCAUGGGCGAUGGCGUUCCCAGUCUGUUCACCCUACAAAAGAUGUACUGGGCUGUUGUGGGAAGUGCAAUCGGUGUAGCAACCCUUGUUAACGUGCUGGAUCGCGUUAUUGCUAGUCAUCGCUUGCGAGAUUCUUCACUCACGCCCGCCAAGCCAAAAUCACUGUUCUUCAAUAUCUAUGCCACAGUCACAGCAACAGUCCGCGAAGUUGGCUAUGCAACUCCACGACCGCUCCGACUGGGAGGAUUGACCCUCCAUUUCCCGCCACUUGGCCGCGUUCUCAUCAUGCUAGCCAACCUGGUGGUAGUCAUGGUCCUUUGUUUCUACAAGCUGGACACCCUAGAUCCAUGGAAAUGGGAGAACGUCGGCUAUCGCACUGGUUUCAUCGGCAUUUGCCAGCUGCCACUGAUAUUUCUACUGGCAGGCAGACAGAACAUUAUUGGGUUCUUGGCAGGAAUGAGCUACGUCAGCCUAAACUGGUACCAUCGCUGGGUCGCACGGACAUUGUGGUUGACUGCCACCAUCCAUAUGGGAUUCUGGUUCCGCAAUUGGGAUCGUUGGCAUUAUAUCACCCACCAGCUUUAUAACGAUCCGUUGACGAAGCGUGGAUUUGCUGCUUGGAUUAUCCUGACCUUUAUUGUGAUCACUUCCUUCGCUCCAAUUCGUCGACUCAGUUAUGAGUUCUUUGUCAUCCAGCAUCUAGUCACCUUUGUUGGCUUUAUUGUUGCGGUGUGGAUGCAUGCGCCUGAUGAAGUCAAGGUCUGGGUAUGGCUCCCAAUUGGGCUUGUGGUGUUCGAUAGACUUGCUCGUUACACCUGGGGCGCAUAUGCGAACUUGGCCAUUUUCCACCGAAAGAACAAAGCAAAUGCCCUCUGGGCACAUUCGGCUACGUUUACUCCGCUACCUGGAAAUGUAACCUGCAUUACUAUUGAAAAUCCCGGUAUCCGGUGGCGACCCGGUCAGCACGUCUUCCUCACCUGUCACUCCGUCGCUCCAUUGCAAUGCCACCCAUUUACUAUCGCAUCUAUCCCAGAAGAUAAGAAGAUGAAGUUCUUUAUUCGCGCUGAGAAUGGUGGAACAAGACGCUUUUUCCGGUACGCCUCGAAGAGCGAUAGUCUAUUGGGGGAUGAACAAGCGACAGGGAUAUCCGAUACGACUAUUUUUAUCGAAGGGCCAUACGGAAGCAUUCGGCCCUUGCGUCAGUUUGACAGUGCUGUACUGCUGGCAGGUGGCAUGGGCGCGACAUUCACGAUACCACUUUUGCGGGACGUGGUAUUAGCAUGGAAGAUGGAGAGCAAUGGCAGCAAGGAGCAGAUACCCAGUCGUGUCGCUCGCCUAACAGCCACAAAGCGGUUGCGUUUUGUCUGGGUAGUCAAAUCACGUUCUCAGUUGACCUACUUUGACUCCGAACUGCAUGCCCUGUUGGCAGACGUGAAUGACUGUCGACGCACAAAUUCAAAUUUUGAGAAGGAGAUUGAGGUUAGCAUUUAUAUCACAUGUGAUGAAAAGCUAGACCCGCCUAUCUCUACCUCGCUACCAUUGCAGAUACAGUCUCCCCCUAUACUGGAGGCCUCUACGCAAGGCAAGACCAAGAACAUCUCUGGGAAAGACAAUAUCUCGAUUCAUUCUGUCUCUGCCGACCCAGCAUCAACCCCAGGCGCCGUCGUCACAGGUAGGGGGUGUCUCCCUGGUGGAGACUGGUGUUGCACUACUCAGAUCGAAGAAGAAGAGAUCAAUACUGCCUGUGCAUGUACCUGUUCCGGCUCAGCACCUGUUCAGUCUGAGAAGGCUGCUCUGGAUAUGAAACCCCUUCAAUCUGAAGAUCUACCAAACAAAACAAUCAUAUAUCCUAAUAUCAUCUCUGGUCGUCCCAAGCCACGGACUAUCAUCCGCAAGGUCCUGGAGAAAGCUGAAGGAGAAAGUGCCGUGGUCGUGUGUGGACCUCGUGGCUUAGCAGACGAUGUCCGCCGGAGCGUGGUUUCUCUGAGCGAUGAACGAGCUGUGCACAAGGGAACAGGUGCGCAGGGGAUCUACUUGCAUGUUGAGAACUUCGGUUUGUGA
Molecule: messenger RNA, 2100 nt
Organism: Penicillium mononematosum
Lineage: Eukaryota; Fungi; Ascomycota; Eurotiomycetes; Eurotiales; Aspergillaceae
Product: ferric reductase family protein
Exons: 2
Coding region: 1-2100 (699 amino acids)
Biological process (GO): intracellular iron ion homeostasis; copper ion import; iron ion transport
Cellular component (GO): plasma membrane
Molecular function (GO): ferric-chelate reductase activity
Source: RefSeq, a predicted model, not a curated record